AUGUCAUCACCAUCCAAAACCAUUUCUCCCUACGUGCUCAUUGUUACACUUUUCCUCUUGGUGAUAUUUAUUGCGAACAAUGAUGUGACCUUUCAAGUCUUUGGAGCAGGAGCUUCAUCUGAAAACUAUUCCAUGGACAAGACUUCAUACAUUCCAACGACCGUCUAUACCUCAACAACCAGUACAGGUGGAGGAAAUGGAGUGGUUGGAAAAUCGAGUUAUUCCACCUAUUUUUCUUCUUCCACUUCUUCGUACCCACCGACGCCUACUGCUGCAAUACCACUCGCAACACCACAACCCAUCUUGCAAUCACAAUACUUGACGAUCAAUCCUCAACCUCUUCCUCAACCUAUCGCAGGUCCAGGAGGGUCCACAAUGGUUCCACAAGCCUAUCCUUAUUCGACCACUGCUCCACUGGUUCAAGCGUAUCCUCAACCAAUGCCAAUAAUGGGAGGACAACCUUAUCCAUAUGGUUAUGCACAGCCCUUACCUCAACCGAUACCACAACCAGUCCCAGGUGCUGCUGUCAUUCCACAACCUGUACAACCUAUUGCACAGCCAAUGCCUAUUGGUCAACCUGUAUCUCAACCUGUACCUCAACCAAUGCCAUUACCACAACCUGUACCUCAGCCUGUUCCUGUAGGUGGUGGAGGAGUGAUUGUUGGACAACCAUUGCCUCAACCAAUACCAGUGGCACAACCCAUGCCUCAGCCUGUUCCAAUUUAUGGUGGCUACGGUGGCUAUGCUGCACAACCUCUUGUGCCUGUCUAUGGAGGAGGCGGAGUAGUAUUGCCAGCCCAACAACCGUUUACCAUUGAUGGUGCGGCCACUGUGAUCACGUACGCACAACCACUUCCACAACCAAUUCCACAACCUGUCCCAGGUGCUGCUGUCAUUCCACAACCUGUACAACCAGUACAACCUGUCGUGUUGGUGGAUGACACACCUCCAUGUAAGGCUUCAGGAACCUGUCAUAAAGGAGACUCCUCCAUAGGUAAUGUAGUUGUUCCUCAAUCUGCCUCUCAACCAGUGACAGUGCCAGUCCCAGGACCAGGCGUGGAUGUUUAUGCAAAACCUCCUGUUGAUAUUUAUGCAAAACCUCCAGUUGACGUAUAUGCAACACCUCCAGUUGAUGUGUAUGCAAAGAACGUUGAUGUGUAUGCCCAGACCAACUCCAAAUGCAUUAAUCAACUCAAAUCUUUAACAAGCUUGGCCAUUAGUGGCACAUCUUCUGUAUGCACGUCUGUGAUGAAUUGCAUGCUUAAUUACACCAUCAAUUAUAUUCAAUACGGACUGAACGCUCUAAGUGCAUCAAGUGCAUCCAACAUUAUUCAACUUUCUCUCAAUCCAAAAGACGAAGUUAAUAUAUUAUGGUCCACAUUGGAGAAUCUUGCUGGACGUUUAGCAGACGAUGGAUAUGGACCUGCAGUGACAACCCCUUCCACAAAUGCUGCUUGUACAGCUGAUUUAUCACCAGUGUUUUCCAGAUUUACGAAGGGAGGAACAAGCAGCACGUCAGGUGUUGUUUUUGUCAACUCUUGUUGGGCUCGACUUGCUAAAGCUCCAUUACCCUACGUUCCUACACAAUUGAAACCUGGUGCUGUUUCACACGGAGAUCGAUUCAAAUUCCCAGAUGAUGUUGUGAAUCCAAACAAUGUGAUUGCCAAUUAUUACGUUUUGAGUGCUUUGCGAGUGGUCAACUUUUCACUCUACUACUUUAAGCAAUGCAUGAGUGAGCCAAUGCUUGCUGCAUUUACCUCUGCAGCUUCAACACUAACUGAAGUUUCCAAUUUGAUUGCAACAGGAAACAUUGAUAGUGCCAUAACUACCUUAACACAAUUACAAAACACUUUGAGAAAUCUUCAAUAA
This is a messenger RNA of Naegleria fowleri, 1869 nucleotides long. RefSeq lists its product as uncharacterized. Bases 1 to 1869 code for a protein of 622 amino acids. Lineage: Eukaryota; Heterolobosea; Eutetramitea; Acrasida; Naegleriidae. The transcript has a single exon. The record is from RefSeq and is a predicted model, not a curated record.